UCUUUUAUUCUUCAGCUUUUGUGUAUAUAAAAGGCCACAAAGCCUUGAUUUUGUUAUUCCAUACUAGAAAGAAAAAGAAAAUAAACAAGGACAAAAAUGGUGAAUAUGAGUGAAUCUUUUAACAAAAUGAAGCCAUAUUUGGCUAUGAUAGGUCUUCAAUUUGGGUAUGCAGGAAUGUACAUAAUUAGCCUUGUUUCGUUGAAGCGAGGAUUUAGUCAUUGGAUUUUGGUGGUUUAUCGGCAUGUUGUUGCUUCUCUCGUUUUCUGCCCCUUCGCAUAUUUUCUUGAAAAGAAAAUAAGGCCUAGGAUGACAAAAUCCAUAUUUCUCAAGAUAAUGUUGCUUGCUUUCUUAGAGCCAGUGCUGGACCAAAACUUGUACUACCUGGGAAUGCAGUAUACAUCUGCAACAUUUGCAUCAGCCACCGUCAACGUUUUGCCCGCCAUCACCUUCAUUAUGGCUGUCGUUUUCAGGUUGGAGAGGGUGAACCUGAAAAAAGUGCAGAGUUUAGCAAAGGUGAUAGGCACAUUAAUAACAGUGAUGGGAGCAAUGGUGAUGACUCUAUACAAGGGGCCGAUCGUGGACAUCCUGUGGUACUCUCACGGCGGCGGGCAGCAGAAGGCGGCGGCGGGCAGCGAGCAGCACUGGGUGAGCGGCACUAUAAUGCUGCUGUCGUGUAUCGUGGGAUGGUCUGCCUUCUUCAUCGUGCAGAAGAAGACGCUGGAGGAGUAUCCGGCAGAGUUGUCGUUGACAUCGCUGGUGUGCGUGAUGGGAGUGGUGGAGGGUGGAAUUGCGGCUGUCAUAAUGGAACGCCGCAAGAGCGCCUGGGCUAUCGGCUUUGAUUCUAGGCUUCUUGCUGCUGCGUAUUCUGGGAUUGUGUGCUCAGGAAUUGCAUACUACAUGCAGAGUGUGGUGAAUAAGGCGCGAGGGCCCGUUUUCGUGACUGCCUUCAGCCCUCUCAGCAUGAUCAUCACCGCCGUCCUCGGAGCCGUUGUUCUCGCCGAGCAGCUUCAUCUUGGAAGCUUGAUUGGAGCAGGCAUCAUAGUGGUUGGGCUUUACUCGGUGGUUUGGGGUAAGAGCAGAGAGAGGUCGUCUGCUGAUUUAGACAACAAACUAACCAAAGCGUCGUCGUCUCAUGAGGAAUUGCCUGUGUCGGUGUCGGACAAUGUUCAUCAUCAAACAAAUCCCAAUAUGCUAUCACCACCUUCCGUCUAAUAUGUAAAUUAAUAUACGUGCGUGCAGUCUCUUAUCUAAUGGAUAUAUUCAGGGGAAUAAAUUAAUUCACCAACUUUUCAUCA
Salvia miltiorrhiza (redroot sage) is the source of this 1295-nucleotide messenger RNA. Its product is annotated as WAT1-related protein At1g21890-like. NCBI's taxonomy places the organism in Eukaryota, Viridiplantae, Streptophyta, Magnoliopsida, Lamiales, Lamiaceae. The record is from RefSeq and is a predicted model, not a curated record. Bases 97 to 1212 code for a protein of 371 amino acids. The transcript has 5 exons. Gene Ontology annotation, molecular function: transmembrane transporter activity. Gene Ontology annotation, cellular component: plasma membrane.